AGGCCACUCCCCCGGAAGCGGCUCCGGGAUUCCGAAAGUGCUCGUGGAUCCCGGACCUGAGGAGCGGGGACAGAGGAGCCCGGGAGAGGGAUCUGCGUCUGGGGCUCCCAGGGGACCAUGGGCACCUCCACGCUCUACACGUUGGUACUAGUGCUGCAGCCUCCGAGAGUUCUCCUGGGCAUGAAGAAACGAGGCUUCGGGGCUGGCCGAUGGAAUGGCUUCGGGGGCAAAGUUCAGGAAGGAGAGAGCAUCGAGGAUGGGGCCAAGAGGGAGCUACAGGAGGAGUGUGGUCUGACCACGGACACGCUUCACAAGGCGGGCCGGAUAGUGUUCGAGUUCGAGGGCCAGCCGGAGCUGAUGGACGUGCAUGUCUUCUGCACAGACCGCGUCCAGGGAACGCCCGCGGAGAGUGAUGAAAUGCGGCCCCAGUGGUUCCAGCUGGACCAGAUCCCCUUUGAUGACAUGUGGCCUGACGACAGCUACUGGUUUCCCCUCCUGCUUCAGAACAAGAAAUUCCACGGGUAUUUCAAGCUCCAGGACCCCAACACAAUCCUGGACUACACGCUGCGCGAGGUGGACGCGGUAUAGACACACAGCCACUCUGGCCCCACAGGCCGCGAAAUCCACUGCGAACCCACAGCACCGUCCAUUCACCCCACAGAGCCCCGAGGUGGAGCUGGCGUUCCUGGGUGGGUUGGGGUGGAGAUGAAAAUAAAGGUCUCUUACCUUUUCCACAUUCUUCGCAGGGCCUGCACACAGCCAGCCCAGGCCCAUCCCCGGGAAGCUGCCAGCUGGCUGCCUGUGACCGCAUGCCAAGCCAGGAGGGAGGGCCAGGCGCUGAGGUCUUGUCCGGACCAGGGUAGGCUAGAAGGUGUAGCGGCCUCGCUCCCCAUCCCUCCUUCAAGGGCAAAUGGGAACAGUCAUGGCCUAGGCCUAAAACCCUGGUCUACCGCAUCAGAAGCUGUCACCUCCCUCACCCCAAGGGAUGGGCCUUUCUCAUCCAGAUUUCUGACCAUGAAGAAGGAGGGAGGCAGCACUUGCUUAUACAGAAAACCCACUUUACCCAACUUUUAUAAAUGGGUUUAAUAAUG
Messenger RNA from Hyaena hyaena (striped hyena), 1091 nucleotides. RefSeq names its product nudix hydrolase 1 (gene NUDT1). The record is from RefSeq and is a predicted model, not a curated record. Lineage: Eukaryota; Metazoa; Chordata; Mammalia; Carnivora; Hyaenidae. Gene Ontology annotation, molecular function: 8-oxo-7,8-dihydroguanosine triphosphate pyrophosphatase activity. Bases 118 to 588 code for a protein of 156 amino acids. The transcript is spliced from 4 exons. Gene Ontology annotation, biological process: DNA protection.